Molecule: messenger RNA, 2385 nt
Organism: Trichoplax adhaerens
Lineage: Eukaryota; Metazoa; Placozoa; Uniplacotomia; Trichoplacea; Trichoplacidae
Exons: 18
Coding region: 1-2385 (794 amino acids)
Source: RefSeq, a predicted model, not a curated record
AUGGAAGUCGACGAUAACGAUAUCCCAGAAACUGGAGCGGUUUUUACUUUUGGUAAGAGUCGAUUUGGUGAUAACCGAACCAAUAAAUUUUGGAUCCGUAGCGAUAAAGUAACCGAUAUUGCUUGUGGUGACGAACACACGGUAGUAGUUACAGAAAAUGGACGACUUUUCACAUUCGGUAAUAAUGAAUGGGGACAACUAGGAAUUGGUAGUAAUAAAACUAGAAAUAAACCAACCACUGUCAAAGCUUUGAAACCAGAAAAAAUAACUCAUGUGGCCGCAGGAAGAUUCCAUACGUUAGCUGUUACAGAUUCCAAUAAAUUAUAUAGCUUUGGUCAAGGUAGUGAAGGUGCAUUAGGACAUGGCGAUGAAACGGAUCUUAAUAUGCCAACAUCAAUUGAAAGUUUAGAAGAUAAAGACGUAAACAUCAUUGCUUGCGGCGGUUACCAUUCUGCUGCCAUAACAAAAAAUGGAGAGCUAUAUAUUUGGGGUAGUAAUAGUGAAGGUCAACUUGGCUUAAAGAAUGAUACAAUAUCAUAUCCGACAAUGCUGGAUCUGGGUAAAUCGGUGAUUUCAGUUGCUUGCGGUUAUUAUCAUACAGCCGUAGUGACAGCUGAUGGCAAACUUUAUACAUUUGGUGAAACAGAAGGUGGUAAAUUAGGUUUAGGAGAUAUAGAAGCGCACAAAGUAACAAAGCCAAAGGUUGUUAAAGGAAUAUCCGGUAAAGUUGUUAAAGUUGCUUGUGGUGGAAAUCACACUGUCGCUUUAACAGCUUCUGGCCAAGUUUAUACAUUUGGAUCAGGACAAAAUGGCCAAUUAGGGCUAGGCUCAAAAAUAAUGGAUUCUAACAUUCCAAAAUUAGUUGAAGCAUUAUCUAAACGUAAAAUUAAACAUAUAGCUUGUGGUGAAAGUCAUACAGCUGUUGUAUCAGAUAAAGGAGAAUUAUUUACUUUUGGCGAUGGCCGUCACGGGAAAUUGGGACAAGGAGACGAAAGCUUUUCUAAUUUAUUCAAGCCUGUUAAAGUCCAACGUUUAAAGGAAUUUAUCGUCCUUCAUAUCGCUUGUGGUGGAUGCCAUACUAUUGUUGCAUGCAAUAAAAUCGAUAAAUUAGCUAACGGCGAUGACGAUAAUGAAUCAUCUAGUAAUGAUGAAGUCGAUUUUGGCAAAACUAAGCUCAUGUUAUCAAGCGAUGAAUUGAAUCGAACUGAUGAUAUCCCUUUAUCAGCCAGAGAUCGUCAUCGAAAGAAAGAUAAUUCGCCACUAAAUAAAACUCUACCACAAAUUGGAAAGCGACAAUUAGCACCGUUGAGAGGCAAAGGACUACAAAAUGAGGAAGACGGAUUAUUUAGUGCACAAAAACGAUUAGGAAAAUUAAAACUGCAAGACAGUGAUAGCGAAGAAGAUGACUAUCGCAACAAAAAGGCUUCGAAGAAGCACAUUAGCAAAAGCAGGAAGGAUGAAGACAAUGAAAGUGAAGAUGAAGAAGAAAGUAGAUUUAGCCGUAAAAAAGAUAAGAAAAUGCUUGCUAGUAAAGACUUCAAGAGAAGUAAGCAGCUGCGAAAAGAAGAAUCAUCAGAUGAAGAGGAAGAAGAGGAUCAGUCUGAAGAUGAACGAUCUAAUAGAAAAAGAAUACAAUCUAAGAAAGUAAAUAAAAGAGCGAGCAGGAAGCGUAAAGAUGAAGAUGAUGAAGACAAUGACGACGAAGAAGAUAGCGAAGAUGAGGAUGAAAAGCCCAAGAAUAGCAAGAAAGUAGUCAAGAAAAAAGAAUUAAGGGAUGAUUCAGAAGAAGAGUCUGAAAGUGAUAUUAGGGCAAAGAAAAAGAAACCGGAAAAGAAAGCCAGAGUAAUGCCAUCAGACUCUGAAGAAGAAUUAACUUCAAAUAGAAAAAAGAAAAAUCGUAAGCAAAGAAGCAGAAGUGAUGAUGAUGAGGACGAAGACGAUUACAAGAAGAGAUCUGAGGAAGAAAAUGUCAACGCCACUGAAAGUGACUCCGAACCAUCGAGAAAAAAAGGUCAAGGAAAGAAAGGCAAGAAAUCAACCUCUCGAAAUUCAGAAGAAGAUAGCAAAUCUAAAAGGAAAAAGGGUAAGAAAAAGAGGAGGGAUACAACAGACGACGAUGAGGACGAUGAAGUGAAUAAAAGUCAGCAAAAUGAAAAUGCUGAACAAGCGCCACCACAACCCGUGCAACCUGCACCCGCACCAGCGAAAAAGGGUUUCUUUAGCUUCCUUAAACGUCGUAAUGCAGCGGAUGCACAUAAAACUACCGCUCCAAUUACAGCUAAGGAAAUAGAGGAUCAAUCUACUGAAGCCCAAGCGCAACCAUCAGCCGAAGCAAUGCCUCAACAACCAACACAGGCUAAAUCUGGUGUAUGCACUUUAUUAUAG